AUGGAUGCCCACGCACGCUCAAAAAUGACGGCGUCGGCUACUUCCUCCACGCGACCCAAUGCGACGGCACCCGCUCCGGGUGCGACCGCUCGUCAAGCUCCUCCAUACAGGCCAAACGGUGGGGUGGGGGCGGCGGCGCAGGAAACGGGGCCAGCCAUCAGUAGCUGGCGCCUCGCACGGGAUGCAGUAGCGCGGAAGUUGUCACCCUCCACAGAAAAUGUAUCACCAAAAGGAACCACUUUGGCUUCUGGUGCGGGUUCCGCGGCGAGUAGAACAGCAGAUCCGAGGAAAUUCGCAAGGGAAGGGAACAACCUUGGCCGAGUGGACGAAAGACCUCCUCCGCCUUCUGCUGGCGUACGAGCGUCAACCACGUCAGACGGAGAUAAGGGCUAUUUCUCUCGUGCCGCGGCCUCCGCUGGGCAAAGUGCCCUGAGGGAAAACGUGGAAAAGAGAAUACCAUCGAAGGUUGACGGUACAGUCAAGCCACCGGAGGAGAAAAUGGCGGCACGGUCGUCCCGUGCAGGGAGGGACGAUCCGACAACUAAUUCCGCGAGAGGCUAUGGAAGCAGUGAACGUCCAUCCGGCACUUCCGCUGCUCACGGAAGACCCUUCUCGUGGACAAGGCCUGGUGAAAGUACACGCGGCGAAGAUCAUAAUAUGCAUUCUUUAACAAGAGAAAGUCUUGGGGGUGGGCGUGGCGUACCACAAGCAUUUAGCGAUGGCCGAGUGGACGGCAGAAAUGAGAUUGUGCAUGGCCCACUGCGAGGGCGAAUGAGUCAGCGGCCGUCUUUGCUUGGAACCCCUUACGUGGCGUCGCGGAUCAAUGCGCCUCGUGCACGUUCACAACCAGUCCCAAGUUCUCGUUCUCAGCCUUUAGAGAAUGAGGAUCUUAUACGUUUUCUUGGUGCCUACGGGACCCCACCUAGGCGCUCCACCGGCGUUUUUCCGUUGCAGCAGAUGGACAGGCAGUCAAGAGAUGCGAAGGAGCCUCUUAUUCCCUCUUAUUCUCCUUACCCCACGACGCAUCGCAGUUUGUACGCCGCAACUCCGCCAGCGAAUAAUACGUACCAGCUCCUCGAUGCAGUUGAAUACGACACUAAUGACAGCUCAAAGUUAUUAGAAGACGAGCUUUCAAGCCUGUUGAGUGGACUGGAGGCGUAUCAAAAGCGAUUGGAGCGGGCGGCGCUCGUGGUUAGUUUGGAACGACAACGCCGAAGACGCUACUGA
Trypanosoma conorhini is the source of this 1227-nucleotide messenger RNA. RefSeq lists its product as uncharacterized. The transcript has a single exon. The record is from RefSeq and is a predicted model, not a curated record. Bases 1 to 1227 code for a protein of 408 amino acids. Lineage: Eukaryota; Euglenozoa; Kinetoplastea; Trypanosomatida; Trypanosomatidae.